This is a messenger RNA of Paracoccidioides brasiliensis Pb18, 1848 nucleotides long. Its product is annotated as mRNA splicing protein SAD1. The transcript is spliced from 2 exons. Gene Ontology annotation, molecular function: zinc ion binding; cysteine-type deubiquitinase activity. The record is from RefSeq and is a predicted model, not a curated record. Gene Ontology annotation, biological process: mRNA processing; spliceosomal complex assembly; protein deubiquitination. The coding region runs from base 1 to 1848 and encodes 615 amino acids.
AUGACGAAAAGACCAGCUGAAGAGUUGCUUGAGGACGCGCCGUCCGUCAACUCCCCAGCCUCAAAGCGCUCGCGAGUCGAAGGCGUACAGGAAGGCAAACAACUAUCGGAGCAGACCAACCAUCGUAGCCCGCUCCACGAGCGACGAUGGGAAGACGACGAACGCAAUGGGAAAGACAUCUUAGCAGCAGCGGACCAGGAAGAGGAAGAGAUUGAGGAAGGUUCUGCACAUCAAAUUCCUAUUUCCGAUGAGGACGAAGAGGAAUCAGCAGUUUCCGCUCCUGCUCGCCAAACUGCACCGACGGAGGGUUAUAGUGACCUUUACCUGGAUACAAUACAGCGAUCAGUGCUAGAUUUCGAUUUUGAAAAGCAGUGCUCCGUCUCGCUGUCCAAUAUUAAUGUUUAUGCAUGCUUAGUUUGCGGGAGGUAUUAUCAGGGCCGGGGUCCCAAGUCGCAUGCGUACUUCCAUGCGCUCGAUGUUGGACAUCACGUUUUCGUGAAUAUGGAGACGAAGAAGGUGUAUGUCUUGCCUGAAGGGUAUGAAGUGAAGAGCAGCAGCUUAGACGACAUCAAAUAUGUGGUUGAUCCGCAGUAUAAAAAGGAAGAGGUUACGAAACUUGACAAGGUGGUUAUUGAUGCUGUGGAUUUGGCCGGCAAGCGAUACAGACCCGGAUUCGUUGGGAUGAACAAUAUCAAAUCCAAUGACUACCUCAAUGUCAUUGUCCAAGUUCUCGCCCACGUCCGCCCCAUCAGGAACUUCUUCCUUCUCCACCGAUUCCCUACCCCAGGAACUCCCCAACUCCCACUCCGCUUCGGUAUCUUAGUGCGCAAGCUGUGGAAUCCACGCGCAUUCAAAUCUCACGUUUCACCUCACGAGUUACUCCAGGAAGUUGCCCUCCGCUCCUCUAAGCGAUUCACACUUACCCAGCAAUCCGACCCUGUCGAAUUCCUCUCCUGGUUCCUAAACAACCUCCACCUCAGCCUGGGAGGCUCCAAACGCCCAUCCCCAACCCCAACCAGCGUAAUCCACACCGCAUUCCAAGGCCACCUCCGCAUCGAAAGCCAGGCCAUAACCGCGCGCUCGGACGCCGCCAACGCCCGCCUGGUCUUCUCCGAAUCCAGCAGCACAACCUCCCAAACAACCCCCUUCCUAAUCCUAACCCUCGACCUCCCUCCCACUCCACUAUUCCAGUCCACCAACGCAGAAUCCGUAAUCCCCCAGGUGCCCCUCACAACCCUUCUGAACAAAUACAACGGCCUCAUCGCAUCCGAGAAACUCUCACAUCGUGUGCGUCAUCGCCUCCUCCACCCUUUACCCCCCUACCUCCUCUUCCACAUAAAGCGCUUCAGCAAAAACAAAUUCGUCUCCGAACGCAACCCCACAAUCGUCACCUUUCCUUCCCCACGCUCCCUAGACAUGUCACCCUACGUCGAGCCAAACACCUCCAUCUGCGCCCCCGGUGAACCCAUCUGGUACGAUCUAGUCGCAAACGUCAUUCUCGACGCCACAGUCACCGCUCCAGGAGUUGGCGAUAGCAGCGAGGGCUCUUCCACCACCUCCGGCAUUACAACCAAGGGAACUGGCGUUGGAGGCGCAUCUACUUCUUCGACGACACCUGGCGCGGGUGCGGGGAAUGAUAAGGUCUCCUGGCUCGUUCAGUUGCAUGACAAGGCUAUGAGUGUUGAAAACGGGCAGGUGCAGCAGCAGAAAGGGCCGGAGUGGCUUGAGAUUCAGGACUUGUGGGUGCAGAGGGCGGAGAGUGAGACGCUUUUUACGCGUGAGGGGUAUUUGAUGGUGUGGGAGAGGAGGAAAGUUGGUGGGGAGGGGAAGGGUAAGGGCAAAGGUUAG